AACAUUGCGCAAUAUUCUUUAUCUUUAUAAUGGAUUGAAUUGCUGAAGGAAACCAUAAACGAUGGAUGGACAUCGACAUAGGAAGGAUAGAUAUGAUUACGGAGAAGAAUAUUUACCUUAUCCAGCCAGAGAUUAUUAUGACAACCCAUUAUAUCCCCAAAAAGUUGGUUAUGCAGCCCUAGGCUUUGACCCAAAGUAUCUGCCUCCAGGAAACCCCUAUCGGAGUAGCGAUGGAGGGUCGAGGGAACGUCUUCACAGACAGAAAAAGACAGGAUCCUGGUCUGCCAAAAAGACGCGGGUUGUCUGGGCAACAGUUUCUAUAGUAUUCCUCUUGGCCAUAGCUACUGGAGCAGGCGUUGUGAUUUUUUUAACUAGUCAAUCUUCAAAUCAGAAGGAUAUACCAAAGACUGUUUUUGAGGGCAGCAUUAAAGUAGAACAAACCUGGACAGACAAAUAUGAUGAUCCAGCUUCCAUUGAGUACAAGAAAGCAGCGACAGAAUGUGAUAAAAUGCUUACAACUCUUUACAGAAGUAGCGCUCUAUCCGGGAAGUUUGACAGCGCACAAUGCACGGGAUUUCGCCGCGGGAGUGUGAUAUACGUCUUUAAUGCCGUAUUUACGUCCGGCAUUGAUGUGACACUGACCUCGGUCAAAGACGUACUACAAGAGGCUAUUACGACAGGAAAAAUAGAACAGAUUGCUCCUAAUAUUAAGAUAGACCCAACGACAACAGUCCAUCUUCAGGAAAGAGGGGUAGCAACAAUGUCAACGGAAGCUCCUACAACAACACAGAGAACUACAACUACAACUCAAGCUCCUACGACAAUAAGUAAAGCUACAACAACAACUCCAGCUCCCACAACAACAACUCAGGCUCCCACAACAACAACUCAAGCUCCAACAACUCAAGCUCCAACAACAACUCAAGCUCCUACAACAACAACUCAAGCUCCAACAACAACUCAAGCUCCCACAACAACAACUCAGGCUCCCACAACAACAACUCAAGCUCCAACAACAAUUCAGGCUCCCACAACAACAACUCAGGCUCCCACAACAACAACUCAAGCUCCCACAACAACAACUCAAGCUACAACAACAACAACUCAAGCUCCAACAACAAUACCGACAACAACUCAAAAGGCAACAACAACGACUGAAGAA
Molecule: messenger RNA, 1162 nt
Organism: Saccostrea echinata
Lineage: Eukaryota; Metazoa; Mollusca; Bivalvia; Ostreida; Ostreidae
Exons: 6
Source: RefSeq, a predicted model, not a curated record